GUUUGGAGCAAGGCAGAUGACCGUUUCGGAUGGAAAAUCAAUUUUCUGCUGAAAUUGUAGUGAAAUUACCAAGUUUUAAAAAGUGUUUUGUGAAUUAUGCAAAGUCACGAUGUUGCCUCAAGCUAUUCCACUGAAGUUAACGUGAACUCUGUUGAUGCCACGAUGACCUACUCGCCCAUUCUCCUAGCAGCCCGUGACCGCUUCUGUCGGCUCUGUCUGAAGCAGUCGGACGCGUUCCUGAUUCCACUGGCGGCCAAGCUGGAGCACGUGUCCGUGAUGGAUAUGCUCGAUGCCAUCACGGGGCUCGAGCUGGAAGUGAAUCCGCUCUAUCCGACCCGGGUCUGCCCGGACUGUAUGACCAAGCUGGACAAGGCGUACGGGGCGCGGCAGGAGUUUUUGAACAGCGCGGAACUGCUGCUGAAGAUGGCGGUGGAGGACCGAUUGCCGGCGUAUUACGGGGUGGUGGAGGAUGAGAUUUUACCGGAGGAUGAGGUGGAUGAACCGGAAGUUCAGGAAACGUUGAAAGAAGAGGUUGAUGGGGAAGAGGUGGUUAAGGAAAAGUUUGUCUACUCGUGGAAGGAACUGGUCAAGCCGAAACGAAUAAAGAAGGAACGGCCGCCGAAUGCGCUGACCGGCAUCAACCGGAAGUCUCGUGCAGACGAACAGUUGCUGGCUCAGUUUCCGCAGACGACGUGCUACAUUUGCGAUACACCGCACGAAACGUUGGAACAACGGGAUGACCACCUGAACUGUCACGUUCCGAUGGUUCCGCAUCGGUGUGAUGACUGCAGUUCGGACGCCGUGCCGGUCAUCUUGAAAAGUGUCCUCACGCUGAAUCGACACCUGCUGAUGCACCGGAUGCCGUACAAGUGUGACUUUUGCUUCCGGCGGUUCAUCUCAACCGGAAGUCAGUACACUCACGUGUGGAGCAUGCACAUGGGCGCAACAGAUGGCAUGACCUGUGAUUAUUGCGGCAAGAGCUUCACCCAAAAGCGGUCCUUCCAGGCGCACGUCCGCCGCCACAAAUACAAAACAACCGGAAAGUUUAAGUGCGAAACCUGUGGCGAAACGUGCGGUUCCAGUUUGUUGCUGAACCGUCAUCGGCUCAAACACACAGGGGAAAAGGCAUUCACCUGCAACUUCUGUGGAAAGUCCUUCAGCCGGGCUUGCAAUCUGCUGACCCACAAACGAAUCCACACCAACGAACGGUGCCACAAAUGCCCGGACUGCAGCAACACCUUCCGGGACAGCGUCACGCUGCGCAAACACCGCGAACGGUUCCACCUGGGAAAACCAGCCCCGGUUCCGAAAGUCGAGCGCAAUCCGUUCACCAUGACCGACGACGGACGGAAGCAGUUUUGCUGUAAAUUCGAAGGUUGCUCCUACACGACCACAAGCAACACCUCAAUUUCCCGACACAAGGCACGCCACGUCAAGCGGUACUCUUGCGGGGACUGUGGCAAGCGGUUCGCCGAGCCGAACCUGGUCCGGAAGCAUCAGGAGGCGAUGCACAGUGGGAAGGUUAGGAGGAGAGUGACGACGACGACGACGACGAAGGCGGAAACGGGAGCGACGGUGAAGGAAGAUUCGGAGCUGUGUGAAGGGGAGAAUGAAGUGGUGGUUGAAUAUCUGGACGAGGAGCAGCUCAAGCUGGAGUACGAAGUGGAGGUCGUUGAUGAGAAGCAGUAGAAGGUGGGAGGUAUGUGAACGUACUCUAUUAAAUUGCACUACAAUAUGAUUGAA
Culex quinquefasciatus (southern house mosquito) is the source of this 1743-nucleotide messenger RNA. RefSeq names its product zinc finger protein 62. Bases 97 to 1689 code for a protein of 530 amino acids. NCBI's taxonomy places the organism in Eukaryota, Metazoa, Arthropoda, Insecta, Diptera, Culicidae. The record is from RefSeq and is a predicted model, not a curated record. Gene Ontology annotation, cellular component: nucleus. Gene Ontology annotation, biological process: regulation of transcription by RNA polymerase II. The transcript has 2 exons. Gene Ontology annotation, molecular function: RNA polymerase II transcription regulatory region sequence-specific DNA binding; DNA-binding transcription factor activity, RNA polymerase II-specific; zinc ion binding.